Messenger RNA from Glarea lozoyensis ATCC 20868, 1554 nucleotides. RefSeq lists its product as uncharacterized. Lineage: Eukaryota; Fungi; Ascomycota; Leotiomycetes; Helotiales; Helotiaceae. Gene Ontology annotation, cellular component: nucleolus. The record is from RefSeq and is a predicted model, not a curated record. Gene Ontology annotation, molecular function: DNA binding; RNA binding. Gene Ontology annotation, biological process: ribosomal large subunit biogenesis; ribosomal small subunit biogenesis. Bases 1 to 1554 code for a protein of 517 amino acids. The transcript is spliced from 3 exons.
AUGGCCGACAGUACUCUGGAGGAACGAUUGCGAGAACACGCAGACUCAUUUGACAGUCUACUGUCACUAAUUCCCGCGAAGCACUAUUAUGGCGAAGAUAACAGUGAUCAAUGGAAGAAGAAGAAACAGACCAAAGAACAAGCCGCCGCCGCGAGAAGAGCUAAACUGGACCCCGACUCUGCGAAAACCGCAAAGGAUGUCAUGGACGAAAGAGUGCGGAAGAGGAAACUCGAGGAGUUGGAGGAACAGGAGGACUCGGAUAUUGAGGGUGUAGAGAAGGAAAAGCCGAAGCAAGGCAUGAAACAACCCCAGGAAAAGAAAACCAAGAAGCAGAAGGUGGAUCAAAAGCAAGGGGAAAAUCAAAACUCUCAAAGUGCAGAGUCUAAGAUAGCUAUCGCCACCGAAAAGUCGAGGCUCAAGCAGGAGCGAAAAAAAGAGAAAAAGGCAAACAAACUCAAAAAGGCCGAAGAAAAAAAGGAGGUCGUGCAGGGUUCAGAUUCUAAAGCAACGAAAAUACCGGCGGCCAACGACGUUGCAAAGUCGAAACAGAAAGUAGUCACUAACAAGCACGCUGAGACUGCUGUGGAUCAUGAGGAGGAGGAACUCGCAGAAGGAGAGAAAAUAAACUUUGAAGCAGAUGGAUUAGAAGGCGAAACUCAAGACUCUACAGCUUCUCCCAGCUCAGCACCACCUUCGCCUACAUUUGAUAAUUCCAAUCAAGAAACAAGUACCAGUACCUCUACAUCUUCCACCAUACCCCCAGCAACUGUUCCGAAACACAUAAAACUCCCAACAAAUCCCGAGCUAUUACAAGCUAGAUUAGCAUCAAAGAUAGAGGCAUUACGAGCCGCUCGCAAAGCCGAUGGCCCUGAUGGAGCGCCAGCACGAAAUCGACAAGAACUGUUGGAGAUACGGAGGAAGAAGGAGGACCAACGGCGCGCGCAUAAGAAGGAGCUACGCCUAAAAGCUAAGAUCGAGGAGGAUGCGCGGCGGGAGGCAGCUUUAGCAUCGGCACGAGACUCACCAGCUUCGAGCAUGAUGAGCCCAUCCAUUCAAUCCCCACCUCAAAAUUUCUCUUUUGGGAGGGUUUCAUUCGCUGAUGGACAGCAACUGGCUGAUGACAUGACGAGUACUCGUGAUGCUCCAAAAAAGCGCGGUCCACAAGACGCAGCGAGUGCGUUAGCAGCCACUGAAAAGAAACGUCUUCGGUUGGCGGGACUGGACGACGAGAAACGAGCUGACAUCGAAGAGAAAGAUCUCUGGCUGAAUGCGAAGAAGAAGGCCCAUGGAGAGAAAGUACGGGACGAUACCUCUCUUCUCAAGAAAACGCUUAAGCGGAAGGAGAAGAUGAAGACGAAGAGCGCGACGGAGUGGAAUACGAGAAAGGAGGGCGUUGCGAAAAGCCAAGCGAUGAAGCAGAAGAAGCGUGAAGAGAAUCUCAAAAAACGACGAGAUGAGAAAGGAGUAAAGGGCAAAAAGGUUAAGAACAAGAAGACCAAGGCGAAAAGUAGGCCGGGGUUUGAAGGGAGUUUUGGAUCAAGUAAAAGGAAAUAA